Molecule: messenger RNA, 2588 nt
Organism: Hemibagrus wyckioides
Lineage: Eukaryota; Metazoa; Chordata; Actinopteri; Siluriformes; Bagridae
Gene: rad21a
Product: RAD21 cohesin complex component a
Exons: 14
Coding region: 199-2121 (640 amino acids)
Biological process (GO): synaptonemal complex assembly; mitotic sister chromatid cohesion; replication-born double-strand break repair via sister chromatid exchange
Cellular component (GO): cohesin complex; synaptonemal complex
Molecular function (GO): protein binding; chromatin binding
Source: RefSeq, a predicted model, not a curated record
CGUCGCUGAAGCGGGAGGAAGAAAAGCGGGCGCCAUUUUGGUUCGAUUCAAUGAGAGGGACGAGGAAGGAGGGAAACAAGUUAUAAACUUCUCUUUGGCCUGGGAAGGGAGAGCUUCUCCCACUCCGGGACUAAAACGGGAAAAAUACUGUUGGAUGGUGUAGCUGACCCUUACACAUUUUGAGCAAACCCAGGGGCAAUGUUUUACGCCCACUUCGUCCUCAGCAAAAGAGGGCCGCUGGCCAAGAUCUGGCUGGCGGCCCAUUGGGACAAGAAACUGACCAAAGCCCACGUCUUUGAGUGCAACCUGGAGAGCAGCGUGGAGAGCAUCAUCUCACCCAAGGUGAAAAUGGCUCUGCGUACAUCUGGUCACCUGCUCCUGGGGGUGGUGAGGAUCUACCACAGGAAGGCCAAGUAUCUCCUUGCUGACUGUAACGAGGCGUUUAUAAAGAUCAAAAUGGCUUUCCGGCCAGGCGUCGUGGAUCUGCCUGAAGAUAAUCGCGAGGCCGCUUACAACGCCAUCACCCUGCCCGAGGAAUUUCACGACUUUGAUCAGCCGCUCCCGGAUCUCGACGAUAUAGAUGUAGCACAGCAGUUCACUCUGAACCAGAGCCGAGUGGAGGAGAUCACCAUGAGGGAGGAGGUGGGGAACAUAAGCCUCAUGAAUGACGACCACUUUGGCGAUUUUGGCAUCGAAGACCGGGAGAUUCUCAGAGAAGAGGCUGCCUUUGAGGACACAGCCUUUAUGCAUGGUUCCUCUGCCUCCAACCUCCUGUUGGAGGCGGAGCCUGGUCCCGCCCACCUUCCCGACAAGUCGACCAACCUCGACUACGACGACUUUGGAGAUAAAAACCUGGAGAACAGCGACGGUGGGAUACUCGUGGAUAAGCUCUUGAGUGGCGAUGGCGGCGGGGGAAUUUUCGACGAUCCUCCGGCCAUCACGGACAGCGUCAUGAUGCCUCCAGGUCACGGAGACGACGAUGACGACGACUAUGACCACCUUUCACCGGCCGGAGCUCCGGACAGCCCUGAUUCAGGUCCGGUUGAGGCUCUACCCAACACUACAGACCAGACGGAGCAGACCACGCUGGUGCCCAACGAGGAGGAAGCUUUUGCUCUCGAGCCCAUCGACAUCACCGUGAAAGAAACAAAGGCGAAGAGAAAGAGGAAGCUGAUCGUGGACAGCCUGAAAGAGCUCGACAGCAAGACCAUUCGUGCCCAGCUAAGCGAUUACUCCGACAUUGUGACUACACUGGAUCUGGCCCCACCCACCAAGAAGCUGAUGAUGUGGAAGGAGACUGGAGGUGUAGAGAAGCUCUUCUCUCUGCCUGCCCAGCCUCUCUGGAACAGCAGACUGCUCAAGAUGUUCACACGCUGCCUGACUCCACUGGUACCAGACGAGCUGAGGAAGAGGAGGAAGGGCGGUGAGGCUGACAGCCUGGAGGAGUUCCUGAAGGAGCUGGAGAACCCUGAGGUUCCCCGUGAGGAACAGCUGGGCCACAGGGCUGACAUCAUCGAUCAAACCAUCGUGGAGGAACCCAGCAUGCUGCAGACCUCAUCUGUGGAGGGCAGCAGAACCACACUGGAUGAGACCCUGAUGCCUCCUCCUUCACGGCAACGUGGAGUCAAACGCAAGUCCCAGGAUCCUGAAGCCGCUCUGCCUACAAUGAGCAUUUUGGAUCAUUCUGUGCCUCCGCCUAUGGAGCCGUCAGUGUUGUCCCAGCAGCUGGACAUGCCACAGGUCGACCUUCCCCCAGAGGACAGCAACAACUUGUCGCGAAUCGUACCAGAGCUCGACCUGCUGGGAGAGAAGAGCAAGGACAAGGACGACAGCGAAGAGGAGGAGGAGGCCGAAGGACAAGGUGGAGACCAAGACCAAGAAGAGAGACGGUGGAACAAGAGAACUCAGCAGAUGCUGCAUGGACUUCAGCGUGUCGUGGCUAAGACUGGAGCACAGUCCAUCAGCCUGCUGGAGCUUUGCAGAAACAACAACAAGAAACAAGCCGCCGCCAAGUUCUACAGCUUCCUUGUCCUGAAGAAACAGCAAGCGGUGGACCUGUCCCAAUCCGAGCCUUACAGCGACAUCAUCGCCACGCCAGGGCCACGAUUCCACAUUGUAUAGACGCAUGUUCUUAUGUUUUUAGCUUGUAUUUAACACUUUUUACUGUUUCACAGUCUUUUGUACCUAUAUCUCGGGCUUGUUUUGGACCAAUUUUGUAUUAUUUGUGUUUCUUUUUUUUUUGCAUCAGGAGCAUUUGAUUGAUCAUGUUGAGAUUCUACUCCAUGCACACUUUGCAUGUCCAGUCCCUUUUAUACUCCUGUAACCUCAGUACCAGACUUGUGCAUCCUCAUUUUUUUUUUCUUUUCUUUUCUUUUUCAGAAAUUGUUUUAUCGUUAUGGUUUUACCCAACUAGAUUUUACAUCAAGAUACUUCGUAGAAUAGCUGUAUACAUUUUUACCUUUUCGGUAAUAUCACAUUUGAGAGACAAAGGUUUAUUUUUGGAUGUCUGGUGUAUUUGUUGAAUAAUGCAAAAGCUCAGCAUUUUGUAUCUCUUUUAAUGAUGGUUAUUAAAGGUUUAUUAAAACAGA